ACUGUCACUACAAUCACUUCUUCAAUGGAGUCUCAAACAUCAACUCCUACAACUGAAAAUGUCUUAGAAUCCACUGUCACUACAAUCACUUCUUCAAUGGAGUCUCAAACAUCAACUCCUACAACUGAAAAUGUCUUAGAAUCCACUGUCACUACAAUCACUUCUUCAAUGGAGUCUCAAACAUCAACUCCUACAACUGAAAAUGUCUUAGAAUCCACUGUCACUACAAUCACUUCUUCAACUGAGUCUCAAACAUCAACUCCUAAAACUGAAAAUGUCUUAGAAUCCACUGUCACUAUAUCCACUUCUUCAACUGAGUCUCAAACAUCAACGUUUCCUACAACUGAAAAUGUCUUAGAAUCCACUGUCACUACAUCCACUUCUUCAACUGAGUCUCAAACAUCACCUCCUACAACUGAAAAUGUCUCAGAAUCCACUAUCACUACAAUCACUUCUUCAAUGGAGUCUCAAACAUCAACUCCUAAAACUGAAAAUGUCUCAGAGUCCACUGUCACUACAAUUACUUCUUCAACUGAGUCUCAAACAUCAACGUUUCCUACAACUGAAAAUGUCUUAGAAUCCACUAUCAAUACAAUCACUUCUUCUACUGAGUCUCAAACAUCAACUCCUAAAACUGAAAAUGUCUUAGAAUCCACUGUCACUGCAAUCACUUCUUCAAUGGAGUCUCAAACAUCAACUCCUACAACUGAAAAUGUCUUAGAAUCCACUGUCACUACAAUCACUUCUUCAACUGAGUCUCAAACAUCAACGUUUCCUACAACUGAAAAUGUCUUAGAAUCCACUAUCACUACAAUCACUUCUUCAACUGAGUCUCAAACAUCAACUCCUAAAACUGAAAAUGUCUUAGAAUCCACUGUCACUACAAUCACUUCUUCAACUGAGUCUCAAACAUCAACGUUUCCUACAACUGAAAAUGUCUUAGAAUCCACUGUCACUGCAAUCACUUCUUCAAUGGAGUCUCAAACAUCAACUCCUAAAACUGAAAAUGUCUCAGAGUCCACUGUCACUACGUCCACUUCUUCAACUGAGUCUCAAACAUCAACGUUUCCUACAACUGAAAAUGUCUCAGAAUCCACUGUAACUACAAUCACUUCUUCAAUGGAGUCUCAAACAUCAACUCCUAAAACUGAAAAUGUCUUAGAAUCCACUAUCACUACAAUCACUUCUUCAACUGAGUCUCAAACAUCAACUCCAACAACUGAAAAUGUCUUAGAAUCCACUAUCACUACAAUCACUUCUUCAACUGAGUCUCAAACAUCAACUCCAACAACUGAAAAUGUCUCAGAAUCCACUAUCACUUCAAUCACUUCUUCAAUGGAGUCUCAAACAUCAACUCCAACAACUGAAAAUGUCUCUGAAUCCACUAUCACUUCAAUCACUUCUUCAAUGGAGUCUCAAACAUCAACUCCUAAAACUGAAAAUGUCUUAGAAUCCACUGUAACUACAAUCACUUCUUCAGUGGAGUCUCAAACAUCAACUCCAACAACUGAAAAUGUCUUAGAAUCCACUAUCACUACAACCACUUCUUCAAUGGAGUCUCAAACAUCACCUCCUACAACUGAAAAUGUCUCAGAAUCCACUGUCACUACAAUCACAUCUUCAACUGGGUCUCAAACAUCAACUCCUACAACUGAAAAUGUCUCAGAAUCCACUGUAACUACAAUCACUUCUUCAAUGGAGUCUCAAACAUCAACUCCUCCUACAGCUCAAAAUGUCUCAGAAUCCACUAUCACUACAAUCACUUCUUCAACUGAAUCUCAAACAUCAACUCCUAAAACUGAAAAUGUCUCAGAAUCCACUAUUACUACAAUCACUUCUUCAACUGGGUCUCACACAUCAACUGCUCCUACAACUCAAAAUGUCUCAGAAUCCACUGUCACUACAAUAAUUGCUUCAACUGAGUCUCAAAAAUCAGCUCCUACAACUCAAAAUGUCUCAGAAUCCACUGUAACUACAAUCACUUCUUCAACUGGGUCUCAAACAUCAACUCCUCCUACAACUGAAAAUGUCUCAGAAUCCACUGUCACUACAAUUACUUCUUCAACUAAGUCUCAAACAUCAACUCCUACAACUCAAAAUGUCUUAGAAUCCACUGUCACUACAAUCACUUCUUCAACUGAGUCUCAAACAUCAGCUCCUACAACUGAAAAUGUCUCAGAAUCCACUGUCACUACAAUUACUUCUUCAAUGGAGUCUCAAACAUCAACUCCUAAAACUAAAAAUAUCUCAGAAUCCACUAUCACUACAAUCACUUCUUCAACUGGGUCUCAAACAUCAUCUCCUCCUACAACUAAAAACGCCUCAGAAUCCACUGUAACUACAAUCACUUCUUCAACUGGGUCUCAAACAUCAACUGCUCCUACAACUAAAAAUGUCUCAGAAUCCACUGUCACUACAAUCACUUCUUCAACUAAGUCUCAAACAUCAACUCCUACAACUCAAAAUGUCUCAGAAUCCACAGCAACUACAACCACUUCUUCAACUGAGUCUCAAACAUCAGCUCCUACAACUCAAAAUGUCUCAGAGUCCACUGUCAUUACAAUCACUUCUUCAACUGGGUCUCAAACAUCAACUCCUCCUACAACUCAAAAUGUCUCGGAAUCCACUGUCACUACAAUAAUUGCUUCAACUGGGUCUCAAACAUCAACUCCUACAACUAAAAAUGUCUCAGAAUCCACUGUAACUACAAUCACUUCUUCAACUGGGUCUCACACAUCAACUGCUCCUACAACUAAAAAUAUCUCAGAAUCCACUGUAACUACAAUCACUUCUUCAACUGGGUCUCAAACAUCAUCUCCUCCUACAACUAAAAACGCCUCAGAAUCCACUGUAACUACAAUCACUUCUUCAACUGGGUCUCAAACAUCAACUGCUCCUACAACUAAAAAUGUCUCAGAAUCCACUGUCACUACAAUCACUUCUUCAACUAAGUCUCAAACAUCAACUCCUACAACUCAAAAUGUCUCAGAAUCCACAGCAACUACAACCACUUCUUCAACUGAGUCUCAAACAUCAGCUCCUACAACUCAAAAUGUCUCAGAGUCCACUGUCAUUACAAUCACUUCUUCAACUGGGUCUCAAACAUCAACUCCUCCUACAACUCAAAAUGUCUCGGAAUCCACUGUCACUACAAUAAUUGCUUCAACUGGGUCUCAAACAUCAACUCCUACAACUAAAAAUGUCUCAGAAUCCACUGUAACUACAAUCACUUCUUCAACUGGGUCUCACACAUCAACUGCUCCUACAACUAAAAAUAUCUCAGAAUCCACUGUAACUACAAUCACUUCUUCAACUGGGUCUCAAACAUCAUCUCCUCCUACAACUAAAAACGCCUCAGAAUCCACUGUAACUACAAUCACUUCUUCAACUGGGUCUCAAACAUCAACUGCUCCUACAACUAAAAAUGUCUCAGAAUCCACUGUCACUACAAUCACUUCUUCAACUAAGUCUCAAACAUCAACUCCUACAACUCAAAAUGUCUCAGAAUCCACAGCAACUACAACCACUUCUUCAACUGAGUCUCAAACAUCAGCUCCUACAACAAAACAUUUCUCAGAAUCCACUAUCACUACAAUCACUUCUUCAACUGGGUCUCAAACAUCAACUCCUCCUACAACUCAAAAUGUCUCAGAAUCCACUGUCACUACAAUCACUUCUUCAACUGAGUCUCAAACAUCAACUCCUCCGACAAAUGUGAUCAGGAAUCUUACAUCGACUAACAUCACAACAUCUUCUGUAUGUCUGACAUGGGAGGAACCACUUGGAAAUAUAUCUUUCUUUAGAGUGCAAUGGACUGAUGAGAAAACAUUCAACUGUACAACAACGAGAAACACUUAUUGCAUCACUGAUCUGACUCCUGGUGUCAAGUACACAUUUAUCAUCACAUCUGUUGGAGCAGAUAACGUAACAGAAGGAAAACACAUUGACAUCUCAAAAUAUACAAAGCCAGAUGUGAUCAGGAAUCUCACAUUGUUUGACAUUACAACAUCAUCUGUAGUGCUGACAUGGGAUGAACCAAUUGGAAAUAGAUCUUACUUUAUAAUUAACUGGAUGGUUAAUAAUAGAGGCAAAAUAGUAACCAAGGAUACAUCCUAUGAUGAUAAAUCAUCCAAAAAUGUAAUAGCCAAUGACUCUUCCUAUUGCAUCAAUGAUCUGACAGCUGGAGUCAGAUACGCAUUUUGUGUCACUGCUGUUGCAGCAGACAACAUAACUGAAGGCGAAGCUGUCUGUAAAUCAGCAGACACCAAUUCUCAUGCAGAACAAGAUUCAACUUCGAUGAUUGUUGGUAUAGUUCUUGGCUUGUUAUGUAUUCUCUUUACCAUCACUCUCAUUCUGUUCUUCUAUUCAAGAAGGCAAACAAAAGAAAAUUGUGUAGAAAUCCCUGUCCACACCAUUAGGAGUAUUCCUUUGAGAAUAGAAGAUUAUAAAGAGUACUUUAAACGAAAACAUGCAGACUCCAACUGUGGUUUUGCUGAAGAGUAUGAGGACUUGAAACCUGUUGGAACUGCACAGCCUAAGGAUGCUGCCCUUGCUAUUGAAAACAAGACAAAGAACCGUUAUACUAAUGUGUUACCUUAUGAUGCUUCAAGAGUAAAAUUAUCAAUAUGUGGCAGCACCUUUGAUGAUUACAUCAAUGCCAACUACAUCCCAGGCUACAAUUCAAGGAAAGAGUUUAUAGCUGCUCAGGGUCCAUUGCCCGUCACGGUGAAUGAAUUCUGGAGAAUGAUCUGGGAGAAGAAUGUCUACACCAUAGUGAUGCUGACCAGAUGCAAUGAACAAGGACGAGUGAAAUGUGAGAAGUACUGGCCAUCUGGGACUAAUCAUUAUCAUAACAUCUCAGUAACAACAACCUCAGAGAUACCAGUGGAGAGCUGGACCAUAAGAGACUUCACAAUAAAAAAUGUUAAGACAGCUGAGACUCGCACUGUACGCCAAUUUCACUUCACGGCGUGGCCGGAUCAUGGAGUUCCACAGACCACUGAACUUCUCAUAGACUUCAGAUACCUGGUGAGAGAACACAUGAACCAGUUUUCACGCCACUCUCCAAGUGUGGUGCAUUGCAGUGCUGGUGUGGGUAGAACAGGGACCUUCAUUGCCAUCGAUAGCCUGAUCUUCCAGAUUGAGAGAGAAAGCAUGGUAGAUGUUUAUGGAAUCGUUCAUGAUAUGCGCAUACACAGACCUCUCAUGGUGCAGACUGAGGAGCAAUAUGUUUACCUCCACCAGUGUGCCUAUGACAUCAUAAGUUCAAGAACUGGAACCAACGUGGACUUAAUUUACCAGAACACAGAAGCGCUCAACAUCUAUGAGAAUAUAACAUUUUGCAAAUCUUAAAUGUAGAUGUUCACAUGAUGGCCCUAAUCACAAGAUCAUUGAAAUUUAAGAUAAUAUAAAACUCUUGUCACACUUAAUUUCACAAUCAUAAAGCGCACUAUUUAUAUACAACACGUGAAGUUGGAUGUAAUUUAUUUCUUGCACAAUUCUUUAAACUUUUAAUGAGGGAGAUUUUCAGAUUAAUACAUUAAUUAAAAAUGACACUGGAAAGAAUGGAGCCAUUCUGUAAGUAAUUGUGUAUCUAAUAUUUAAAUCAAGAGCUCUUUAUUUUUUUACUGCGACAUGUCCAAAGGGUAUAUCUGUAUAAUUUGACAUAAUACUCAUUAAAAUGUCAAACCCCUGUACAUUUUUAAUACUGACAACUUGAUUGUAAAUGUUAAUAUGGGCCUUUGUGAGAUCACUCUUUUUUAUUAUUUUAUUUUAUUUUUUAGGUUAUUUAGUGUAAAAUAUAACUCCACAGGUUGUCUAAUUAUCUAUCUAUCUAUCUAUCUAUCUAUCUAUCUGCCUGUCUGUCUGUCUGUCUGUCUGUCUGUCUGUCUGUCUGUCUAUCUAUGGAAUUUUUCAAGAAAUGUUACUGUUUCUACCAUUAUAUGACCAACACUUGCAAUAGUUUUAUUAAUUUAAGAUUUUUUCUACUUGAUACUGAACAAUAGUGCUCUCAUAUUUCUUUUCACACUUCCAUUUUUACACAGGGCUUUAAUGCCACUUCAAAAAAUUCAGUUUCAUUAUUUGUACCUCCUGAAUUAUUUGUAAUUUUGUUUUUA
Myxocyprinus asiaticus (Chinese sucker) is the source of this 6116-nucleotide messenger RNA. RefSeq names its product protein tyrosine phosphatase receptor type Jb, tandem duplicate 1 (gene ptprjb.1). Lineage: Eukaryota; Metazoa; Chordata; Actinopteri; Cypriniformes; Catostomidae. Gene Ontology annotation, molecular function: protein tyrosine phosphatase activity; protein binding. Gene Ontology annotation, biological process: protein dephosphorylation. The coding region runs from base 25 to 5352 and encodes 1775 amino acids. The record is from RefSeq and is a predicted model, not a curated record. The transcript is spliced from 63 exons.